Messenger RNA from Thalassophryne amazonica, 7411 nucleotides. Its product is annotated as mitogen-activated protein kinase kinase kinase kinase 4-like. The transcript is spliced from 32 exons. Lineage: Eukaryota; Metazoa; Chordata; Actinopteri; Batrachoidiformes; Batrachoididae. Gene Ontology annotation, molecular function: ATP binding; protein kinase activity. Gene Ontology annotation, biological process: protein phosphorylation. The record is from RefSeq and is a predicted model, not a curated record. Bases 129 to 4526 code for a protein of 1465 amino acids.
GCUCGGAUAUCUCCAGUGGAAUCUUCCGACGAUGAGACACGUGCGGUCCACCUAAAGGAGAUUUCCAACCACGCUGAUAGUUUUCAAUUUAUCAGUGGUUUAUUUUAUUUUAUUUUAUUUUAGCGAAAAUGGCGAACGACUCUCCGGCUAAAAGUCUGGUGGACAUCGACCUGGCGUCCCUGCGGGACCCCGCCGGGAUCUUCGAGCUGGUGGAAGUGGUUGGGAAUGGAACCUAUGGACAAGUCUACAAGGGUCGACAUGUCAAAACGGGACAGCUGGCGGCCAUCAAGGUCAUGGAUGUCACAGAGGAUGAAGAGGAGGAAAUUAAGCUGGAAAUCAACAUGCUGAAGAAGUAUUCCCAUCACAGGAAUAUUGCAACCUAUUAUGGAGCGUUUAUCAAGAAAAGCCCACCAGGUCAUGAUGACCAGCUAUGGUUGGUGAUGGAGUUCUGUGGUGCUGGUUCCAUCACAGACCUGGUAAAGAACACCAAAGGCAACACUCUGAAGGAAGACUGGAUCGCUUAUAUCUCCCGGGAGAUUCUCAGGGGUUUAGCUCACCUACAUGCCCAUCAUGUCAUCCAUCGGGACAUCAAAGGACAAAAUGUGCUCCUCACUGAAAACGCUGAGGUCAAACUUGUUGAUUUUGGUGUGAGUGCACAGCUGGACCGAACAGUAGGCCGAAGGAACACUUUCAUUGGAACACCAUAUUGGAUGGCGCCCGAGGUCAUUGCAUGUGAUGAAAACCCAGACGCUACCUACGACUACAGGAGUGACCUGUGGUCUUGUGGAAUAACAGCCAUUGAAAUGGCUGAAGGUGCUCCCCCGCUGUGUGACAUGCAUCCAAUGAGAGCACUGUUCCUCAUUCCCAGAAACCCUCCUCCUCGACUCAAGUCCAAAAAAUGGUCUAAGAAGUUUUUCAGUUUCAUUGAGAGCUGCCUGGUUAAAAAUUACACUCAGCGCCCACCCACUGAACAGCUGCUGAAGCAUCCCUUUAUCCGGGACCAGCCCAACGAGAGGCAGGUCCGCAUCCAGCUCAAAGACCACAUUGACCGAACUAAGAAGAAGAGGGGUGAGAAGGAUGAGACAGAGUAUGAAUACAGUGGAAGUGAAGAGGAGGAGGAAGAAGCAUCUGAGCAAGAAGGCGAGCCGAGCUCCAUUGUCAAUGUGCCAGGUGAGUCCACCUUGCGUCGGGACUUCAUCCGGCUUCAGCAGGAGAACAAGGAGCGUUCGGAGGCGCUACGCCGUCAGCAGCUCCUGCAGGAGCAGCAGCUCCGAGAACAGGAGGAGUACAAGCGCCAACUACUGGCUGAGAGACAGAAACGCAUUGAACAGCAGAAAGAGCAAAGGAGACGGCUGGAGGAGCAACAACGACGGGAACGUGAGAUGAGGCGGCAGCAGGAGCGAGAGCAGCGCCGGCGCGAGCAGGAAGAGAAGAGACGCACUGAGGAGAUGGAGCGGCGCCGCAAAGAGGAGGAGGAACGCAGGAGGGCCGAGGAGGAGAAGAGGAGGGCUGACCGUGAACAGGAGUACAUCCGGAGGCAGUUGGAGGAGGAGCAGAGGCACCUAGAGAUCUUGCAGCAGCAGCUCCUUCAUGAACAGGCCAUGUUGCUGGAGUAUAAAUGGCGGGAGCUUGAGGAGCAACGCCAAGCCCAGAAGCUCCAGAGACAGCUGCAGCAGGAGCAGGCUUAUCUGCUGUCACUCCAGAAAAACAAGAACCUGGAUAGUAGCAAAACAGGUCAGCAACAGAGCGUCAAACCUGCACAAAAUCUUGAACCAGAGAGGGUAAAUAUCAAGGAGAACCCUGAACCAGAUCCAGCAACGCAACAGCAGAACACAGACUGUGAGAGGACUAAGUCCAGUCAAAGUCUGGAGAAAACCAAACUACCUAACCUCCAAGGCUCUGCCCCUGACACCGAGCCAGUCAGAGAGGCUGAUGAGCGGUAUAGGAAGAACAUUCAGGGUUCACCCCAGUCUGCCCAGAACAAACCACAGCAGCCUCCAGUGCCACCACGGUCUGAGUCUUCCUAUCCCAAUGGGAACUCUUCCUCUGAUGCACCUGGAAUGCACCAGCCUGUGGAACCACAGGUUUGUUCACAUCUGGCUGCUUUAAAGAGCAGCAGCAUGGCUUCAUCAAACUCCUCUGCCACCUCCCCACCCAUCAUGUCUCGGUCUCACUCCUUCAGUGAUCCCUUCGCUCCUAGCUUUGAAAAUCUUCUCCAAGAACCGCACCAGCUGCCCUGUCACCAUUCGUCUUCAUAUCCUUCCUUCUCAUCAUCAACACCUGCACGCACUGACUCGCAGUCACAACCUCAGGCUAGAGCCUCAUCCUAUGAGCCAGCCUCCGCAGAGGAGGUCCCACCCAGGGUUCCUGUCAGGACUACAUCAAGGUCUCCGGUGUCGUCACGGCGAGAAUCGCCUCACCAUGCUGUCCAACGCAACUCUGCCAGUGUGGCAGAGCCUCGGCUACUUUGGGAGCGAGUGGAGAAACUGGUUCCCAGACCAGCCAGUAACAGUGGGAGCGGAGGUUCCAGUUCCUCCAGCAGUUCCAGUAAAUCCAGCUCGCAGGCAGGUUCUGGAGAGAGGUUCAGGGCUCGCUCCUCUUCCAAAUCUGAGGGUUCACCCCUCCAACGACCGGAGAAUGCUGGGAAAAAGCCUGAAGAGCGGAAGGAUUUGGUGAGGCCAAACAGAUCAGCGGACCUGACUGCCCUGGCUAAGGAGCUACGUGCAGUGGAGGACGUUCGCCCCCCCAACAAGGUGACAGAUUACUCCUCGUCCAGCGAGGAUUCAGACACCACUGAUGACGACGAUGACGAAGAGGUGGACCAGGAAGCAGGAGAGGAGUCUACAUCUGGCCCGGAGGACUCCAAAGCUCUGCCGUCCAAACUGAGUAACGGAGAGGCAGAGUCGGCGAAGACCAUAAUCGUUCACAACGAAGGCGAGAGCAAUGCCGGCUCCACACCGUGCAAAGACAGCACACUGAUUGUCAGACAGAGUGCAGGUGACAACAAAAAGCGACCUGGCCUUGACUUGGGCCAAACGCAGGGCCCUGUCCUGCUUGCAGGCUUGGCUCGGAGUCCUGGCUCAGCAUCGAGCCCAGGGCUUGUCAACCACACCCCCAGCUCUCAUCACCAUCACCACCAUCAUCCCACGCAGCACUCAGACAGGAACGGCUUUCCUGGCCGCAUCCACCACCUCCCAGACCUGAUCCAGCAGAGCCAUCAUUCCUCCCCCCCCUUCUCCUCCACAUCCAGCUCCCCUCUCACCUCCAGCAUUUCCAGCCCCUCCAUGUCCCCCCAGAGCCCCCUGGACAAGUUUGGCAUCCUCAUCGAGAGCCAAUCUAGUAAUAAUAUGCAGAAACACAAAUCUUCUUCAUCCUUCACUCCAUUCAUUGACCCACGCCUCCUCCAAGUAUCUCCAUCCACCGGCAGUGCCCUGAACAAUGUUGGCUACAGCAACGACGCCCGGCUAGCGGAGGCAUUGAGAGCCGACCCAUCUCGGAAAGGUUCGGUGGUUAAUGUUAACCCUGUCAACACUCGGCCGCAAAGUGACACACCAGAGAUCCGCAAAUAUAAGAAGAGGUUCAACUCUGAGAUUCUGUGUGCUGCACUCUGGGGUGUGAACUUGCUGGUGGGAACAGAGAGCGGAUUGAUGCUGUUAGAUCGCAGCGGUCAGGGCAAAGUUUAUCCUCUGAUCAACCGCCGGCGUUUCCAGCAGAUGGAUGUCCUGGAGGGGCUCAAUGUUCUGGUCACUAUAUCAGGUAAGAAGAACAAGCUCAGAGUCUACUACCUGUCUUGGUUAAGGAACAAGAUCCUCCACAAUGAUCCUGAGGUGGAGAAAAAACAAGGUUGGACGACUGUAGGAGACCUGGAGGGCUGUGUUCACUACAAAGUUGUGAAAUAUGAGCGGAUCAAAUUCUUGGUUCUGGCCCUGAGAAACUCUGUGGAGGUGUAUGCCUGGGCACCGAAGCCAUACCACAAGUUUAUGGCUUUCAAGUCCUUCGGUGACCUGGUGCACAAGCCCCUGCUAGUUGACCUGACUGUAGAGGAAGGACAAAGGUUAAAGGUCAUCUAUGGCUCAUGCUCAGGCUUCCAUGCUGUGGAUGUUGACUCUGGGGCAGUUUACGACAUCUAUUUACCGACACACAUCCAGACCAGUAUCCAGUCUCAUGCCAUCAUCAUCCUACCCAACACAGAUGGCAUUGAGCUGCUGGUGUGUUACGAGGAUGAAGGUGUCUAUGUUAACACCUAUGGGCGCAUCACCAAGGAUGUGGUGCUGCAGUGGGGGGAGAUGCCCACUUCAGUGGCCUACAUUCGUUCAAACCAGAUUAUGGGUUGGGGGGAGAAGGCCAUAGAGAUCCGCUCAGUGGAAACUGGUCAUCUGGAUGGUGUCUUCAUGCACAAAAGAGCUCAGAGACUCAAAUUCCUUUGUGAAAGAAACGACAAGGUGUUCUUCGCUUCUGUUCGGUCGGGAGGUUCGAGCCAGGUGUACUUCAUGACUCUGGGUCGGAGCAAUCUCCUGAGCUGGUAGAGGUUCACACUCUUACCUCUGCUUCUUCCUCCUCUACCUUCACCAACACUGGAUCUCUGAACCCGCCGUUGAUGACUUUUCAACCCUCGGAUAACUUAUAGUAAACAAAACAACAACAACAGCAAGAAAACAUAACCAACAUCUGGACCAGAUGACAACAUGGACUUUACUUUCUCAGAGCUGCUGCUGAGCUCCAGGCCGCCUGUGGCUCAGCGUCAGUCGGCCUAAUCGCGCAAUCGCCACUGCUCGGUGUGCCUGAAGUGACAGCUUGUGCGCACGUUGAAAUCCGUUAUUAAGUAGUCAUCAAAUACAGCAGAAAUGCUGAGGAAAAAUUAAAUGUGAAUUAAAGCAAAGAGGGGUGAUUCCCCCUGUCCGCCCUCCCAGGUUACGCUGCGCUCAUCAGAUUGCGAUGGGACACUUUGUACCUGUGCGUUGUUUCCGUGCUCUCUGGCUGUGCAGUGAGAUCAGGCUCUUCUAACUCACACUGCUUUUUUGCGGAAGCAUUUCCCGCUAUCUGCCCUCAUGAGCGGGUUUUGGGGGGAGUUUUGCUCCAGUGAUCUUAGUACGUCGCUACGCUACAAGUGUGUCUGCGUGAACGUACUUAUGUCUUCUUUGGUCAACUUCCUGUUGACAAGCUCGUUAGAGCUCCAGACUGUCACUUUAGGAAAGUGAGACAUCUGAGAGCUAAUGGGAUGCAAUGUUGCCCUGGUAACAAGCAGGUGGGAGAGGCCUGCAUUUUAAAUUUUUACUGUAACUGAUUGAUGGGACAUGAUUGAAAGAUGUGUGUAGUUGAAGUAUUGUGUUGUUCAGAGAGGUGCUUUAAAAAAGGCUCCCUGUGGAAGAGAGGAUAGUAUUUUUUAUUAUUAUUAAUAUUAUUAAUCCCUGAAUCUAAGUGUAUCUAUGUGGAGUUAAACAUGUCUUUUAACUUAACUUUUAUCUUUUUUUAGAACCUUCACACACAGUCGACAGUCUGCUUACUUUUACUCUGAACCCACAGAGUGUGAGUUUUUGUGUUUGUGCAGGGAGAAAGUUGUGUGCGUGUGCUUCACAGCUUGAUGGGAAAAAAGUUUAUGUACAAUAAAAGUUCCUUUAAUCUUCUGGGAAACAUCAGUGAUCAUGUUUUUCCUGCCAGUCAGACAUGGCGACUCUGAAGUCACCUCACGUGAUGGGCGUCUGUCUGGCGUCCGUCAUCCUGAGGGAGUAGAACUGUGAAUAGAUAUCAGAUUUAAAAAUAAAUAAAUGAAAACUGAGGAGAAGAAAGUGACAACAGGUGAUUCAGGAUGUGUUUAUGCAAGUGGCAGAACUCGGCGUCAUCACAUGAUAGUGGAGUUCUGUGGCAGAGCCGCUCGGGUACCCGGUCAGAUUGGAAUGCUUUUAUUCUGCUGUUCUUUUUCCUUUGUAUUGUUUGUAAGAAUGUCGGAGGAUGUGCUGCGUGCGGUGGUCCAAAGCAUGUUCUGGCGUUGUGUCUUGUCACCAACGGUCGGUCAUAGUAGAUGUUCAGAAAGCUGCCGCGGCACAGCCUUGGCAUGACGUCAGCCGUACUUAUCUCCAGGUGGGAUUCUUGAUGGUUGUUCUUUUGGCAGCCAGACCAAAGCGGUUUUAGGCCGAUGCUUGCUGGACUCCCCCCCACCACACACACACACACACACACACACCUGUCCUCUCCCACCAAACAAAGAGAACACAAACCUUUAGAGUUCAUCUUCCAGACUCUGGAGUUGUCUCACCUGCAUUUAGUUUGACUAACCUGUUGAAGCGAUGGCAGAAACCCAUUUUUAGGCAGGUUUGGGGGUUUUGUCCCCCACUCAUUAUCCCUGUCCUUAUUUAAACACACGUGAGGGUAAACAGCAAACUACAGCAUCGCUUUCCUCAGGCCCUCUGCUCAGAUGGACUUUCCUCUAUUUCCCAAGUGACUGGUGGUUCACCAAAAAGGGCAGAGAAGAGUUGUUUCCAGACUUGUCCAAGCACGUCUGUAUCAGGUCACCCACAAGGUUACGUUGAACAUGUUUUCCCCUUGAGUACAGUUGGAGCGGGAGAGAGAGAGGAAAAAAAAACGUUUUGUUACGUCUUUUGAGCUCCCCUCACAUGUAGAAGCUGUUUGAAGCUUUACUUCCUGCUGCGUUGCUUCUUGAAUCACGGCCUUGAUGAGCGGCUGCUGUGACAGCGUGAAAAGCUUCUGGUUAUCGAUGCGGUUGAUAAGCUGUAACAUCAGACGAUGUCUGAUUAGAAAAGUAGUCGCAGGCCAGCUAACUUUGGAAGUGCCAAGAGGGCAGAAUCGAAAGCAUGUAAAUUUAAAGUUAUAAAACCACUACUUGGAAAUACAGUUUUUACAAAGUAACUCACUUGAAGCUUUGUGUAAUUAUACGUUUUAGAGCUAGUUCAGAGGCUUACCGGUAGAUUCUGUUGUUUCUGUAAGUGUAUGUACACGUAAAUAUGCGACUGCGGUGGUUUAAUAUUGAAACACACACCUUAGAUGGAGAACAUGUUUACAACGGUGAUGUUUUGUUACACUAAUGUGCUUCAUUUGUGUUUUAUGCAUAAGUGUCUAAUUAUUAUUUUUGUUUUUCUCUUCAAGCCUGGUUUAUAUCUGAUAUUGUUUUUAAUUUAAUUUAAUUUCACAUUUGCCAUCUCCCUUUCUUUGCUCAGUAAUCUACUUACAAAACCAUAAAGAACACGUGUGUUGUUCAUUUCAGGUAAUCCCGUAACGCUGCUUCGACUCUGAAACGUUGCGGUAACAUUGCUUGCCGGCUUUGACAUGAGGCAACAUGUUUUCAUCUGCUGUUUCUGACAUGCUUCUCUAACUUAUGUCCGCUCUGUGUAUGACAGAAAGUCCUGUAUUCUCCUGAAGUUUUUUUUUCUUUUAAUAAACUCAAAGUGCUUUUAAA